This is a messenger RNA of Triticum turgidum subsp. durum (durum wheat), 669 nucleotides long. Lineage: Eukaryota; Viridiplantae; Streptophyta; Magnoliopsida; Poales; Poaceae. The record is from the annotation of a GenBank genome assembly.
AUGAGGCCACCGCUCGUCGCCUGCCUCGUCAUCCUCCUUCUCUCCGCAGCGGCGGCACCGCCGGCCGGCGGCAUCUGCGUGCCGCGCAAGCCCGGCGCGGGCGGCAAGGUCGGCCCUCUCCCUUCGCCGGCCAAGCCGACGCCGCCGCAAUCGAAGCCGACGUCGCCGAAGGCCACGCCGGUCGCCCCCGGCGGCGACAUCGUGAAGGCCCUGUGCGCCAAAACGGACUACCCAGACGUGUGCCUCGCUGCCAUCGGCAAGCAGCCCCCGCCCGCAGGGAAGAAGCUGGACGGGCCCGGCGUGCUGGAGAUGGCCAUGGCCGCGGUGCGCGCCAAGGCGGCGGAGGCCAAGAAGGCGGCGGAAGCGCUCAUCGCCGACCCCAAGACGCCGAAGCUAGCGGUGGGCCCGCUCCGCGACUGCGCCGACUCGUAUGACGACAUCCCCUACAGUCUCGACCACGCAGCGAAGGCCAUAGCCGCCACCGACAAGGACACCACCGGCACCAUGCUCGACACCUGCCGCACCGACGUAGACACGUGCGACCAGGGCUUCGAGGACCGCGAGGAGCUCCCGCGGCUCAUGUCCAAGUACGACUCCGAGCUCGCCAAGCUCGCCAGCAACUGCCUCGCCAUCGGCCAAGCCGUGGGCCUCCACCCGGGCCAGUCCUGA